CUCAAGGAUGGCGUACCCAAAUCAGUACCAUGAAUUCUCUAGAGACCCUUCUGAGGGCAGCACCGCGCACAAGGCUCUGUUUACCGACCUAUCGGUUGCCGGCAAGGCCAUCCCAGCUAUGGAAGAGGGAUAUUGCAACGAAGAACAAUGUAGACAAGAAAUUAAUUGAAAGGUUACCCUUGGCUGGCAUCAAGGUGCUGGAUAUGACCAGGGUGCUUGCAGGGCCGUACUGCACCCAGAUAUUGGGGGAUCUUGGUGCAGAAGUCAUCAAGAUCGAGCAUCCAACAAGAGGUGACGACACCCGAUCAUGGGGACCACCAGAUGCGCCCUACAAUGACGGCGUCGAGCGUCAAUUCCCGGGAGAGAGCGCAUAUUACCUCUCCGUGAACCGCAACAAGAAGUCUCUAGCCCUCUCCUUCAACAACCCGACUGGCACAUCGAUCCUUCACUCGCUCGUUCGCCAAUGCGACAUUCUUGUCGAGAACUACCUCCCUGGGUCCCUAGCAAAGUAUUCCCUUGACUACGAUACCCUCUCAGCUCUCAACCCCUCGCUCAUCUACGCCUCCGUUACAGGCUACGGUCAAACAGGCCCAUACCGCGACCGCGCAGGCUACGAUGUCAUGGUUGAGGCGGAAAUGGGCUUAAUGCACAUCACGGGCGAGCGAGACGGGCCACCAGUGAAGGUCGGCGUUGCAGUCACAGAUAUCAUGACGGGAAUGUAUACGGCGAUUGGGAUACAAGCGGCGCUGUUGUCGAGGAAAGAGACGGGCUUGGGGCAGUGGAUUGACGCGAGUCUGAGUGAUUGUCAAGUCGCUGGGUUGGCGAAUAUCGCGAGUAGCUGUCUAGUGACUGGAAAGAAAGACAGCGGUCGAUGGGGAACUGCUCACGCGACAGUAGUACCAUAUCGCGCCUACAAAACGAAAGACACAAACAUCGCCGUCGGUGGCACUAAUGAGAAGAUGUUCGGUAUCCUAUGCGAUAAACUUGGCAAACCAGAGUGGAAGACAGAUCCACGCUUCAUCACGAACGCACUGCGCGUCAAACACCGCGAAACCGUGGACCACCUCAUUGAAACCCAACUUCAGACUAAAACAACACAAGAGUGGCUGGAGAUAUUGGAAGGCAGUGGUAUGCCAUACGCAGCGGUCAAUGACAUCCAGGGCACGAUAAACCACAAGCAUGUAAUUGCGCGCAACAUGAUAGAGGAGGUUGACCAUCCUGCUUGUGGCCCACUGAAGCUAGUCAAUCACCCGGUCAAGUAUUCAAGAGCAGAACCGAAGAUCCGUUCGCCGCCGCCAUUGCUAGGUCAGCACACAGAUGAGGUCUUGAGAGAAAUGUUAGGGUUUGAAGCAGAGGAGAUCAAAGAAUUAAGAGAGAGAAACAUUGUAGCAUAGCGAUAAAAUUCACUUGUUCAGCCUUCGAAGGACUUAAAAUAGGG
Molecule: messenger RNA, 1438 nt
Organism: Cucurbitaria berberidis CBS 394.84
Lineage: Eukaryota; Fungi; Ascomycota; Dothideomycetes; Pleosporales; Cucurbitariaceae
Product: CoA-transferase family III
Exons: 5
Coding region: 30-1394 (454 amino acids)
Molecular function (GO): catalytic activity
Source: RefSeq, a predicted model, not a curated record